Molecule: messenger RNA, 987 nt
Organism: Schistosoma rodhaini
Lineage: Eukaryota; Metazoa; Platyhelminthes; Trematoda; Strigeidida; Schistosomatidae
Source: the annotation of a GenBank genome assembly
AUGACAGAUCGUCUACUGUAUACGAGUAAUUCUAAAACUCCAAAACCGAGAACUGAAAGAAAUAAGGUUUAUGUGGAGAAAGGCAAAUACAGCUAUUCAAAGAACUUCGACAAGACAUUCAAAGAACAAGAAGAUGCAAUGAGUUGUUCAUCAAAAUCACCUGUGCAUAAAUCUCAAUUAGAGAGUCGUCUACUCACAUGUGAAGAUCUGAUUAAUUUAGACAAAACUGAACCACAUUGGAAAUAUAUUCGAAUAGGAUUGUUAAUUGGGUUUGGGAUUCUAUUUUUGGGUCUUUUAGCGGGGUGUACUGUUUACAUAAUUCUUGGACAAAAAUGCCCAUCUGUGCCCAAAUUACCAUUUUGGAAAUCAACAGUUGGUUAUUGGUUAGAUGUAUUUGCAUUUAAAGACUCUUCUGGCGAUCUAAUUGGAGAUCUAAACGGUCUCACAUCUGAAGUAGAUUACAUCAAAACUGUAGUUGGUGCAGGAUAUGUGAUAUUGGGUCCAAUCACUAAAGGAUUUUAUACCAAUUCACACAAUAUGCUCGGAUUAGUUGAAGAUUAUAAGGAGUUAGAUGAGGCAGUUGGCACAAUGGACGAUUUUCGUGUCUUUUUAAAACGAUUUCAUAAAAAGGGUGUAAAAGUCAUCUUGACAUUCAAUUUCAAUGCAAUAUCGAUCAAUCAUAAAUGGAUCCAAAAGAACAAAGUGGAAUUGACAUUGUUCAAAGAUUCUUUCAAUAAAAGAAUAUCACGAUACGGUGAAGCGAUCAAUGUAGAUAUUGAUGGUCAGAAAUUUUAUUCUGUAUUCGGAUCACCGAAUGUAGAUCUAGAUUUAACUUCUGUCAAAACUCAAACUGAAAUAUAUCUCAGUUCAGAAUGGUUGGAAAACUGUCCAAAUUCUCAAAUAUAUGAAAAUGAAAGUGUGAAAUUUGUUGAAGGUGUAAGACAAGAAAUCAACAAAUGGAUUAAGGAAAGUGGAAGAGAAAAGUAA